UAAAGCAGGAGGUGGGCGGGGCUAUUCGGUGGCAGCGUACGGUUGCCAUGUCACUAACAGCUUCCGGUUUGUGUCGCGUGCCGCCUUCAUGCAGCGGGAUUCCUGUUGAUCCCUAUACACACCCGGGGUCUGGCCAUUGCUCCAAGUAAAGAUGGCGGCCGGUGAUCAAGAUAGCAGGGAACUGAGUUUGAUGGAUAAACAGAUCACAAGUUUGCUGGAUAUUAUCCUGAAUACCCACCUUAUGUCAGUCAAUCUGCACUGCAAUCAGAUCUCCAGGAUCGAGGGACUCUCGCACCUCCACAGGUUACGGCAUCUGGACUUGUCAUCCAACCUUAUCUUCAGAAUUGAAGGCCUGGACUCUCUGAUAAGUUUGCAGAGCUUGAAUCUGUCCUGUAACAGGCUCACGUCAAUAGAAGGGCUGCAGAACUUAUUAAAUCUGAAGAAAGUGAACGUCUCCUAUAAUCGUAUACAUGACCUGAGUGGAUUAGUUCUUCUUCAUGGACAGAAUCACAAACUUAGUCACUUGUAUCUCCAUAGCAACUGCAUUAGCAGCAUAGACCAAGUAAUACACAGCAUGAUGGGAUUGCACUCCUUAGCACACCUUACAUUAGAGCAGGAUGGUAAAAACAACCCUGUUUGUUAUACAGAAGGAUACAGAGAUUUAAUUCUUGGAAACUUGCCACAAUUAAAAGCCCUUGAUGGUAUAAGUAGAUCUGGUGAAUCUGUUAUUGGAUUAGAUAUAGAUUCAGUAGACUUGCCUAAUCUGGAGUUCCUGGAAUAUCUGAUUUCAUGUGACAGUGACACAGUAGACAAAGACCUAAAGGAUUCUACAAGUGUUCCAGUUGCAACACCUCAAAUUGAUAAGGUUUUAUCCCAGUACCGAAAACUACCUGUUACCUCUGGCUCGGGAUAUAAAAGCACUUGUACAGAUGUAACUUCGUCCUCUGAGCAAGAAUUUAUUCAGAAUCAAGUUGCCAUUAACAUGCUGCGAGAAAUGAGGAUUAAGAAGUUAGAAGAUCAGAUAUCAGAACUUCUGAAGAAGUCUUCCAAUUCCAAAACCGAUCGGGAAGAAAAGAUACUGAAACCUAAGAGAGACACUGACCUGACUACAGAAAGCGACUGUGAAAGCAGCAAAGAAAAUAUGAAGACGUCUGUUACAAAAAGGAGCAAAAUUCCUAGCUCUCGAAAGAACAGCCAUGCUGUGAAGAGCCAGAAUCGUCCAAAAAGCAUAACGAAGUCUGUAAGCAGUGUACCACGGUAUAACAUCGCAAGGAAAGCGCAAAGUCCACUUGGGAAAGAUGAAAAUCCAAGCAGCAUGUCUUCAGACAGAGUAGACAACACAGAAGCCAUCAAGACCAAACUUUCAAGAUCUUCAAGAUCUCCAGUGAGGAUAAGAGAUACGGCAAUAUCCAGUACUCAACCAGUAGAGGAAUCCACAUACAGGGCACUCGUUCAGGAACUGGAUCAGGAGCGAGAGCGAAGAUGGAAAACUGAACAACUCGUAAUGAAGUUAACAGAGAAUAUCAAAGAGUUACAAAGCCAGGCGAAGGAAGAGAAAGACAUUAACAGCAUGGCCAUGUACACUACUGACCGAAUUAAAGAAAUACUUUUAAAGGAAAAAACUGCCAAAUGUACCUUGCAAGCGCUUAUUCACCAACUAAAAGAGGAGAAUGAAAGGCUGGCGGAUGAGAUAAAACAAUUUGCUAGUAGGGAAGAUGACUACCAAAGAACAGUCAAAAAGUUGGAAGAUGCAAUGUCCAAACUAGAAACUCGAGGAAUACAACAAGAAGCAUUAGAGAUGAAACACAUGCAAGAAACUGAACGGAAAGUGUCUGCCACCCAAAGAGAAAAUGAGUUGCUUCGAGCAUCUUUACGUCAGCACAAAGAUAAAGUGCAGCAGCUCCAGGACCUUCUUACCUCAAGGGAGCAGGCGCACAGAAAAGAGUUUGAUACAAGAGUGCCACUCAAUGGGCCUGAGUUUCAAGAAGCUGUGGCCAAGGAGGUGUCCAGAGCGGAACGUUUCCAUAAUCAGCAGAUGAAGGAGUUUCAGGAGAAAAUGAAUGUGCUGUCACAACAAUAUAAGGAUCUAGAAGAUGAAUUUCGUGCCGCUCUUAUUAUUGAAUCAGGAAGAUUUAAAGAGGUUAAAGAUGGCUUUGAUACUGUCACCUCAGAGCUAGCAGAGCAUAAGGAAGCACUCUCUCACAGCCGCCUCAAAGAGAAGCAGUCUGCAAGUUUAAUUCAGGAGCUCACCACCAUGGUAAAAGAGCAGAAGACCAGAAUAGCAAACAUCACUAAAGCCAAGCAAGAAACUAUCGGCUCACUGAAAAGCAAAAUACACAACCUGGAAAUGGUGGCGGAGGAAGAAAAACGGAAAACUGUUCAGAUUGAGCUGCUGAAGAAAGAGAAAUCCAAACUUAUUUCACAGCUCACAGCCCAAGAGUCCCUGAUCGAUGGAUUAAAAGCCGAAAGGAAAAUCUGGGGACAAGAGCUAACUCAGCAAGGUGUUGCAUUGGCCCAGGACAGAGGAAGGCUGGAGGCAAAAAUAGAAGUCCUUUCUACAGAGAUAGAAACGUUGAAAAAGCAAAAUGAACGAGACAAUGAUGCUCUAAGAAUCAAAAGUAAAAUGGUGGAUGAUCAAACUGAAACCAUCCGGAAACUCAAAGAAGGAUUGCAGGAAAGGGAUGAACGCAUAAGAAAACUACGUGCAGAAAAUUUGGAUAUGGAGAAGACGUUUCGGGUGCAAAACGAUGAAAGGGCAACACAAUUGCAGGAGCUGAAAGAGAAGCUGGAAAAGCAGACUGGCAGAAAGGAGGAAUUCAAGCUUGAGCUGGAGGAGAAGGAGGCCGAGCUGCUGGAUGUGAAGAAAGCUUACAGUGCAAUGAAUAAGAAGUGGCAGGAUAAAGCAGAAUUACUAAGCCAGCUUGAAACACAAGUCAGGAAGAUGAAAGAGAAUUUCGAUGCCAAGGAAAAGAAGCUGAUUGAAGAGAGAGACAAAAGCCUUCAAAACCAUAAGGUUGUGAUGGAAAAGCUUCAUUCUGUGGAUGACGCAUUCCGGAGGCAAUUAGAAUCCAUUUUGGCUGCUCACCAGGCAGAGCUUGUUAAAGUGGCAAGUGAGAAGCAAAAGGAAAUAGAUGCAGCCAAUGAAAAAGUUUAUCAAGUAGAAGAAGAAAUGCGCCAGCUCCUCCUAGAAACUGCGAACAGUAAGAAAGCCAUGGAAGAGAAGAUCAAGCGGCUUACUGGUGCAUUAUGUGACAUUCAAGCAGAUUUGUAGCUAUUGACUGAGCGUGGCACUGAAUUUAGUAUUACAUCUGUUCAUAGGUGUGUUGAUAACUUAGGUCACAUUCAACUCAUUCAGGAGUUUAGAUUUGACUAGUCUUGUUGUUGUUGUUGUUGUUGUUGUUUUGCUUUUAAAUUAUAACUUUAGUCUGUUGAUAUUUUUGAUUUGUGUAUUUUUUUGUGUAUAUACACUGAUAAAAUGUGUUUUAUAGACUACACAAUGUGAAAAUUGCUAAAAUAUGAAGUGAACCUUCACCCUUGGAGCCACUUUAUCUGAAAUGUUAGGGAAUUGUGCACUAUUUCCUAAUCCACGGUCUCCACAUAGCACAAGGGGUAUAGAAAAAACAUCAAUUUUCAACAGGUAUAAAGGAAGAUGACAACUUAAUGCAUCACUGUGUCAGAUAUAUCAGUAUAGACAGGAGUAAAAUAAAAAUACUAUUAAGCAGGUACAAGACCUCUCGGGGAGCCCAACAAGCAUUCUCUAGUCUAAGACCUCCUUUCUGCCAUAUACAGUAUGUAAGUCAUCAAAUAAGGAUAAGGAGGGCGAGGCCUGGGGUAUUCCAACCACAACACCCAAACAGUGUCAAAUUUACUCUAGACACCCCACUCCACACCUUAUAUUCCUGUAGCAUAGGAGUGACUGUAUCUUUCCAGUGCCAUUAAACAAUUUGCAGGAUCUAUUGUGAGGCAACCCGAAUUCCUGCUGAAAAAGAUUUCUUAUUUUAGUCUGGUUUACCCGCACUAUAACGCUAUGUAUUGGGUUUAUUGUGGGUGAACAGACUGUCAGUUUUGCCUUAAUUGACAAUAGAAUGCCAGCCAAAAUUCUGUCUAUAUUGCAGUAAGCUACCGUAUAUACUCGAGUAUAAGCCAAGUUUUUCAGCACGAUGUUUUGUGCUGAAAACACCCCCGUCGGCUUAUACUCGAGUGAACUCUCCGCCUGUCAAUCUCCAGAUGUUGCAAAACUACAACUCCCAGCAUGCCCGAACAGCCAUCGGCUAUCCAGGCAUGCUGGGUG
This is a messenger RNA of Hyla sarda, 4291 nucleotides long. It is a transcript of the gene LRRCC1, whose product is annotated as leucine rich repeat and coiled-coil centrosomal protein 1. Lineage: Eukaryota; Metazoa; Chordata; Amphibia; Anura; Hylidae. Gene Ontology annotation, cellular component: centrosome; cytoplasm. Gene Ontology annotation, molecular function: protein binding. Bases 152 to 3271 code for a protein of 1039 amino acids. The transcript has 20 exons. The record is from RefSeq and is a predicted model, not a curated record.